AUGGUGGGCCACCUGAGCGAAGGGGCCAUUGCGGCCAUCAUGCAGCAGGGAGAUACAUCUAUAAAACCCAUCCUCCAAGUCAUUAACAUCCGUCCCAUUACUACAGGGAAUAGUCCACCCCGUUAUCGACUGCUUAUGAGUGAUGGACUGAAUACUCUAUCUUCUUUCAUGUUGGCAACACAGCUGAAUCCUCUUGUGGAGGAGGAGCGAUUAUCCAGCAACUGUAUUUGCCAAAUUAACCGAUUUAUUGUGAACACGCUGAAAGAUGGAAGGAGAGUGGUUAUUUUGAUGGAGUUAGAAGUUUUGAAAUCAGCUGAAGCAGUUGGAUCAAAGAUUGGCAAUCCAAUGCCUUAUAAUGAAGGACACGGACAGCAGCCAGCAGUUCCUCCUCCUGUCUCAGCAGCCAGUCCACCAACCAGCAGGCCCCAGCAACAGAAUGGGAGCCCAGGAGUGGCUUCCACUGUAUCUAAGGCUUUUGGUGCCUCAAAGACAUUUGGAAAAGUUGGCAGUACCAGCCAAAUGAACAGCUCUGGGGGAACACAGGCCAAAGUGGUACCCAUCGCCAGCCUCACCCCGUACCAGUCCAAGUGGACUAUUUGUGCUCGUGUCACCAACAAAAGUCAGAUCCGUACCUGGAGCAACUCCCGAGGGGAAGGGAAGCUUUUCUCCAUAGAACUGGUUGAUGAGAGUGGUGAAAUCAGAGCAACUGCUUUCAAUGAGCAAGCGGACAAGUUUUUCCCCCUUAUUGACGUGAACAAGGUCUAUUACUUCUCUAAAGGCACCCUGAAGAUCGCCAACAAACAAUUCACAGCCGUCAAAAACGACUACGAGAUGACCUUCAACAAUGAAACUUCUGUCAUGCCCUGUGAAGACGGUCAUCACUUACCGACAGUUCAGUUUGAUUUCACGGGGAUUGGCGACCUGGAGAGCAAAUCUAAAGACUCGCUUGUAGACAUAAUCGGGAUCUGCAAGAACUACGAAGAUGUCACAAAAAUCAUAGUGAAGUCUAACAACAGAGAAGUCUCGAAGAGAAAUAUCUAUCUGAUGGAUAUGUCAGGGAAAGUGGUGAACGCUACCCUAUGGGGAGAUGAUGCUGAUAAAUUUGAUGGUUCUAGACAACCCGUGAUGGCCAUCAAAGGAGCCAGAGUUUCUGAUUUUGGUGGACGGAGCCUCUCUGUACUGUCUUCAAGCACCAUCAUUGUGAACCCUGACAUCCCAGAGGCCUAUAAGCUUCGUGGAUGGUUUGACUCAGAAGGACAAGCCUUAGAUGGCAUUUCCAUCUCUGAUCUAAAGAGUGGAGGAGCAGGUGGGAGCAACACCAACUGGAAAACUUUAUAUGAGGUCAAGUCGGAGAACCUGGGCCAAGGCGACAAGCCUGACUAUUUUAGCUCUGUGGCAACCGUGGUGUAUCUUCGCAAAGAAAACUGUAUGUACCAGGCCUGCCCAACUCAGGAUUGCAACAAGAAAGUGAUUGACCAGCAGAACGGAUUGUACCGCUGCGAGAAGUGUGACAGUGAAUUCCCCAAUUUCAAGUACCGCAUGAUUCUGGCAGUCAAUAUUGCAGAUUUUCAGGAGAAUCAGUGGGUCACGUGUUUCCAGGAGUCUGCAGAGGCCAUCCUUGGACAAAGCACUGCUUAUCUCGGGGAAUUAAAAGAGAAGAACGAGCAAGCAUUUGAGGAAGUUUUCCAGAAUGCCAACUUUCGAUCUUUUACGUUCAGGAUCAGGGUCAAACUGGAGACCUACAAUGAUGAGUCUCGAAUUAAGGCCACGGUGGUGGACGUGAAGCCUGUGGACUACAGAGAAUACGGCAGAAGGCUGAUCAUGAACAUCAGGAGGAAUGCGGCGAUGUGA
Molecule: messenger RNA, 1851 nt
Organism: Rangifer tarandus platyrhynchus (Svalbard reindeer)
Lineage: Eukaryota; Metazoa; Chordata; Mammalia; Artiodactyla; Cervidae
Source: the annotation of a GenBank genome assembly